Molecule: messenger RNA, 1675 nt
Organism: Momordica charantia (bitter melon)
Lineage: Eukaryota; Viridiplantae; Streptophyta; Magnoliopsida; Cucurbitales; Cucurbitaceae
Product: cytochrome P450 85A
Biological process (GO): multicellular organism development; brassinosteroid homeostasis; brassinosteroid biosynthetic process
Molecular function (GO): oxidoreductase activity, acting on paired donors, with incorporation or reduction of molecular oxygen; monooxygenase activity; iron ion binding
Source: RefSeq, a predicted model, not a curated record
UUUGUACCAUAAAUCCAACCAAGCCCCAUCCAUUGAAACCCCCCUCUCUCUCUCUCUCCCCCUCUCUCUCCACUGUCUCGUUCGAGCUUCUUGGGAGCAUCAAUGGCGGUGGCCAUGGCGAUUCUGGCACUGAUCUUGCUCCUCUGUUUCUGCUCUGCUCUGCUGCGAUGGAAUGAAGUUAGAUUCAGCAAAAAAGGGCUCCCCCCUGGUACAAUGGGCUGGCCUGUUUUUGGAGAAACCACUGAGUUUCUUAAACAAGGCCCCAACUUCAUGAAGACCCAGAGAGCAAGGUAUGGGAGCAUUUUCAAAUCCCAUAUUUUGGGGUGUCCUACUGUUGUUUCCAUGGAUCCAGAGGUCAAUCGAUAUGUUCUGAUGAAUGAAUCUAAAGGCCUUGUCCCUGGCUACCCUCAGUCCAUGCUUGACAUCCUCGGAAAAUGUAAUAUCGCCGCCGUCCACGGCGGCGCCCACAAGCUCAUGAGAGCUGCUCUGCUCGCCAUCGUCUCCCCGGCCAUGAUUAAAGACCGUCUUCUACCUAAAGUUGAUGACUUCAUGCGGUCCCAUUUGAGGAAUUGGGAUCGCCAAAUCAUUGACAUCCAAGACAAAACUAAAGAAAUGGCUCUCCGGUCGUCUUUGAAGCAGAUUGCGGGAAUCGAGUCCGGCCCGUUAUCGGAAUCGUUCAUUCCGGAGUUCUUCAAGCUUGUUCUUGGCACUCUCUCGCUCCCCAUCGAUCUUCCCGGCACCAACUACCGCCGAGGAAUUCAGGCAAGGAAGAACAUCAUAAAGCUGUUGCAGCAGCUGAUAAACGAGAGAAGAGCCUCAAAGACAGAGAAAGACGACAUGCUUGGGUUUUUUAUGAGUGAGGAGAACAAAUAUAAGCUUAAAGAUGAAGAGAUUAUUGAUCAGAUCAUCACUGUCUUAUACUCUGGCUAUGAAACUGUUUCCACAACUUCUAUGAUGGCUGUCAAGUUCCUCCAUGAUCAUCCCAAAGUUCUUCAGCAACUCAGAGAAGAGCAUAUGGCUAUCAGAGAGAGGAAAAAUCCAGAGGACCCCAUUGAUUGGGAUGAUCUGAAAGCCAUGAAGUUCACUCGUGCGGUGAUAUUUGAAACAUCAAGACUGGCCACAAUUGUUAAUGGGGUUUUGAGGAAAACUACAAAGGACAUGGAACUUAAUGGCUUUCUCAUUCCAAAAGGAUGGAGGAUUUAUGUCUACACCAGAGAGAUAAACUAUGACCCUUUUCUCUAUUCUGAACCAUUCACCUUCAACCCUUGGAGAUGGCUGGACAAAAACCUGGAGUCCCAUAAUUACUUCUUCAUCUUUGGAGGUGGCAGCAGACUUUGCCCUGGGAAAGAACUGGGAGUUGCAGAGAUUUCUACUUUUCUUCAUUACUUUGUAACUAAAUACAGGUGGGAAGAAGUUGGAGGAGAUGAGCUGUUGAAAUUUCCAAGAGUGGAAGCCCCAAGUGGGUUCCACAUUAGGGUUUCAUCUUACUGAUUGAACUAAUUAAAUAAUAAUUAAAGGGAAGAAAAAAAAAGAGUAGUGUGAAGAAUUGAUGUACAGAAGAAGAUGAAGAUGUAUAGGCAAUAUCAAUGUUAGAGAAAUUAAUAUAUGGAGGGAGGAUGUACAAUAACAUUCUAACACCUUAGGGACAAAAGGAAUGAAAUUAAAUUUUCAAGUA